AUGUCGUGUUCUAAAGAAGAAAUUGAGAAAAAACGUUUAGCAGCGUUAGAAAGAAGGCAAAAGAAAGUAUUUAAUAUUCAUACUGAAAAGAGUUCUGAGUUGCUUCUAAAUCCAGGAAGCCCUUCUUUCGCUCCUGAACUUAAAGGAUCUGGUUCAAAAAUUGUUAAUCAUUUUCAUCCUUAUCACAGACCCGAAGCAAAUAAUAUAGAAAAUAUUCCUGUAUCUAAAGUAAUAAGUGGAACAAUAUAUUUGAUUUCGGAGAAUAGAUUUGAAGUAAAUCCAUCAGAAUUCUGCACACCACUCAUAAGUAUUUUCAAAUCUAUAGCAUCUAGAAGUUAUGAUGCCAAUACUAAGUUAUGGAAUUUUUCAAUAAAUGACUAUGAGGAGCUGAUGACUAAAGUAGCCCCAUUGGCCCCACAUGUGGUUCUGGGCUCUUUACCUGCUUUUGUACUUAAGGCAUUACGAGAACAAACAGUAGACCCUAAUACUAUUGAAUUGGUUCCAAUUGAGUCAACUUUGAGAAAUAAGCUUAUGCCAUUCCAAGAAGAAGGAGUCAGGUUCGGAAUAGCGCGUCGCGGUCGCUGCAUGAUUGCUGAUGAUAUGGGACUAGGGAAGACAUUUCAAGCCUUGGCUAUAGCGAGCUACUAUAGACACAAUUGGCCCAUGCUCAUUGUUACUACCUCUUCUAUGAGGGAGACAUGGCAAAGCAAGAUCCACGAGUUGCUUCCUUCCGUCCCUCUGAUGAAUAUUGUGACACUUAGCAGCAGCAAAGAUACUCAACUUGUAGCAGACCGACAGACUGAAGUAGUGAUAGUGAGUUACAAGAUAACAAGUAUGCACACUGACUUGUUGAAAAAUAAGAACUUUGGUGUUGUUAUUAUUGACGAGUCGCAUUACCUGAAAUCGCACAAGUCGCAGUGCACGGCGGCGCUGCUGGCGCUGUGCCGCGGCAGCGCGCGCGUGCUGCUGCUGAGCGGCACGCCGGCGCUCAGCCGCCCGGCCGAGCUCUACACGCAGCUUGCUCUCAUCGAGCCACGAUUCUUCCCCUCCUACACCGAAUAUGGUAAGAGGUAUUGCGCCGGAAAGCAGACGAGCUUUGGAUGGGACAUGACGGGACAGUCGAACCUCACUGAGCUGCAGAUCAUCCUGCAGAAGAGAUUCCUCAUCAGGAGAACAAAAGAGCAAGUUCUGACAAAGCUGGAGAGUAAAACGAGAGAAACAGUACUUCUGGACCAGUCCCUGCUGCAGUUUACGAAGGAGGACCAAAAAGGUCUGUCGCAAAUGGCUGAGACAUACAAAAGUACCAAAUCAACUGAGAGGCACGCCGCCCUUAUCACUUUCUUCAGUGAAUCGGCUAAAGUGAAGAUUCCCGCUAUCUGUAAAUAUAUAAAGCAGCUCUUACGAGAGGAAUCGACCGAGAAGUUUCUAGUAUUUGCCCACCAUCGGAACGUGAUUGAUGCUAUAUGCUUGACGCUAGACGAGACCGGCACGCACUACAUAUGCAUCGUGGGCUCUACUCCGGCCAACACACGGGCAGAUUUGGUGGAGAGGUUCCAGUACAGCUCGUGUUGCCGGUGCGCCGUGCUGUCCAUUACUGCGGCCAAUUCGGGACUCACGCUGACCGCCGCUAACCUCGUCCUUUUCGCUGAAUUGCACUGGAAUCCUGGAAUCCUAACGCAAGCGGAAUCGCGUGCGCACCGCAUCGGGUCCCGCGGGAGUGUGCGCGUACGCUACCUGCUGGCCGCGCGCACCGCUGACGACUUCAUCUGGCCCAUGCUGCAGGACAAGCUCAAUGUACUUAACGACGUAGGGCUAAGCGGUGACACUUUCGAAGACACAACCAUGACGCACCAGGAAAGUAAAAAUAUAUCACAUUACUUAACGCCGCAAUGCAGCAAAAACAGGAACGACUACAUCCCGGGAACGAACAUCAGGAAAGUUCCGCUGCAACCACAAACAUCGAACGCACUAGAGAAAAAUACUCAAUGUGAUAAUAAAACUAGUGAAUGGACCUCUAAUGUUGAAUGCGAUAUCGAUAACAUCGAGAAGUCGUUUUUAGAGGACGAUGAAGACGAUCAAUUAAUGGCCAAUUUGGAUUUAUGA
Molecule: messenger RNA, 2103 nt
Organism: Parnassius apollo (apollo)
Lineage: Eukaryota; Metazoa; Arthropoda; Insecta; Lepidoptera; Papilionidae
Source: the annotation of a GenBank genome assembly